GAAACGAUCCCCCCCUUCUCAUCCUCCUCCUCCUUCUCCUCCUCCUCUUCUCCACAAGAAUGUAUGAGAACGAAAUGACACGAAGGAGAGAGUGAGAACGAGAGUUACUAAGUUUCAUUCACUAGGUCUAUACGGGUUGUUGGAUAUUGCACUUGUAUUCAGUACGCCACGUGUUACCGUGUUUUCAACAAGUAGAGCGCUCGUUGGAUGUUGCUCAUUGAACGUGCGCUCAGAGUGUAGAAAACGUUGAAAACGAUUAGGUACAUGUAUCACGCAGGAAACAUCCAUAUUAUUUCCGUUAGUUUAGUGCGUUCGUUUCACUGUUGGAUUGCCUUUUCGCAUGGCACAUUGUCGAAGAGCGGUUUCGAUGCAACGACGCUAGUAUAUUUCUUCGGCUGCAGAUACUGAAGUACCAAACUCAUCCAACCUAUGUACAAGUGCUUAAAAGAUUUCAUAAAAUGAUAUUUUGCUGCUUGAAGUUCAUUGUAUCUAAGCGUAUGUGAUUGUGUUAGAUGUGAGCAUUAAAUUUAUGCUAUAGGAAGCUUUAGGCCAGUGUUCAUAGUAGAUGUGGACGUUUCUUAAACAAUAUUUUUGAAACAUCAUGAUUCAUGGAGAAUAUCUCGUAAUUACAGAAACAGCCUCACGAUCAACUUAAACAGUCAAAAUGGAAGCAAUGGAUAUAACAAAAAAACACACAUCGAAUUUGUAGAGUUUUCAACUGAGUGACCGUGUAUCAAAGUGAUGCGUUGAUACUGUUAUUCUAUUGCGAUUAUCGUUGGUUACUAAGUAUAUUCAAAACUGAGUUUUGUGAUUUAAAAAAUUAAUAAAACAAUUUGUGGAGGAUUAAAAGAUUUGUAAUAAAUGAGGCCUCCAUAACAACAACAUGCUUUUUAGUAUGUCUCAGAAUGUGCGCUUUAGAACUUACGAAACACAAGAGAUACGACCGGCCGUCAUAACGAAAAUGAAAAAAACUUACGAAACAUAUAAAAUGUUUUGUUCAUCUCGCGCGGUGGGUAUAGUGUAAUCUUCUGAAUGGGUAUCUAUUUUACAUUUAUUUAUUAGUAUUGCCUUAUGUUUUGCUUCCAAGCAUUCGGUGCAUAUCCGGUCCCAUUUCAAGGAUUGUUGUUUCAACUGACUUCACAUUAACUGACAAAAACCUAAUCCUUAGGAAUUGUUGCAUUUAGGUAGACAAAUAAGUUGGCGAUUGAAAAAAAUCGCUUGUUCUUAGAAGCACGAGAGCAUAUGUUCUUGCAUGAGUUUGUUCCAUAUAGUUAUACAAUGCAUACAAAUUAGGUAGGAAGAUGAAAAGUUUUUAUAAUCGUUAUAAAAUGCAUAUGUAAAUGUAGUCAAAUGCGUAUGCAAAGAGCAUAUUUUUUAAUACUUAUAGCGCAUUUACGAGUACAUAUCUGGGUUACUCGGCUAUUUCGAAUUAUGAGAAGACAUUUGCAGAUUAAAACUGUUUAUGGAAUCGUGGUUCUUCCGCUUUAUAUGCUAGCAAUCCAAUACUGAAAUUUACGAUGUAAUUGAAAAAGACUAGACUAACGCUUUCAAAUGGAGAAAUGAAAGCGUUUAAUUACAUAAAUACAAUUACAAAUACAAAGAGUAUAGCCCUAAACUGUUCAGAUAAUGAAAACACUCAAAAUUUUAGAUCAAUUUCAAGGACGAGAAUAAACUAUUUAAAUUUGAUUCAAUUUCACAGAUAAAAUUAACGGGAACGAUGUCAUCAAGUAUCCAGGAGAAUAGCGAGAAGAAGUGAACGAAUGAUUUUAAUAAUAACUAAAGAAAAUGAUCUAAUACAGGGUAAAAAGAAGAAAAUUUCCUUAUAACUAUAAAGAAUAAAAAGGUCCUUAGAAAUGAGCCCGCAUAAUUAAUUAAGAGCGAAAUAGAACUUCUCGUCGCAGUAAAAGCUUUUUGUACAAACUGUGUCCUUUGGGAGAGUAAGUUGUAUCGUUUUCUAUGUUUUGUUUUUAGGAUACAAAGAGAAAUGAACGAUGAUAUAGAGCGUCGUUAGUAUAAAAAUCAAUCCGAGUUCCUUGUGAUUAAAGUAAAUCGGAUCUGUGAUCGUCUUUUUUAUAUCCACUAUUAGGCCUUAAAGGGCGUAAAGGUUGGGCCGUUCGUUGUUAGGGUUUUAUCGUAAACACAACACUCACUCGGCGCAAAAAGCAUCACAACAACAAACCUGUUGCCUAACCUGAACAAAUGUUUUUUAACUGUUUACUACCAACAUUAAUGCUCAAAAUUUAUUUGCAGCUUGCUUAUUGUACAAAUUUAGAUCCUCCUGGAGAGUAAAUCAAUUUUUGGUUCCAAAACAUUUACACAUAUACAAAUUUCCCGCCUCCAAAGAGUGGACGCGCUUGGUACACACUAGCAUGUACUAACAAGCACUGACUAUAGCAAAAAAAACCAACACCUCUCGUUUGUGGCUUGAGGAAGGCACGUACAUAAACUAUUUUGGGUGAAAAUUAAUUUAAAAGCCGGUACCAAAAUGGACUGGCUGACACAAAUGAAAAAACAUCGCAUACGAAGCGAUUGGAAAUUUACGAACGUACGGGCCCCCUUGCUAUUGUUGCUCAGUAUCGGACGGAAGGAUUAGCUGGAAACAACACUUUUAAAGAGACCCUGAAAUCAUCCGCCAUUGCUUAUUUGAAAAGACCGUUAGAGGGAGGGGGAGUGGGGUUGUUUGUUUUUCUUUGAACUGUAACGCUUCCCAACAACAGGAGCGACAGAUUGUAACGCAGUCUAACCUUCGGUCAAGUUGUCCUUUUCCGUUUUUUCUUUCAUAUUUUGGUGUCAAUCACUAGGCUGUCUGAACUGUGAUGAUCAUACUCGAUUAAUGAUAAAACAAAUAAAAAAAAUGAGGUGUGUAUUUCUUUCUGUUUUACUAUUUUUACUUUGAUUAUUAAUUUAAUUAAACCUUAUGCCUCGAAUUCUUAUACAGACAUCCGUUGAAUGUGUAAAAUUAUUUCUUCCUCGUCAUGUUUUCGUUAACUUCUCAGUCGCUGGGAGUGGUUGUAAAAUUGUAAUAUAAACUUUUUUUAAUUUACCACUAUUCUUUCUUUUUUCCAAAGGUAUUAUGGUGCUAGAGUGAAUGUUGGUGAGGCAAUGCAGACAAGAGCAUAGUGUUUUAAUAUGUGAUUGGGUGGAUAUCCAUCCAUAGCAUAUUCCAUCCGUCGACAUUUAAAAAAAAAAAUCAUGCACAUAGAAAACGACCGGCAGCAUGAACGAAACACAGUAAGGAGUGGUCGACAAACAGCGGAAUAAAGCAGCGUAUUUAUCCUUGACAGAAAAAUCGUCACUGUUAGUAUCGUCACUGCCAUGCGGCCAGGUUCUAGUGCAGAAAUCAGUGUCUUACGAACGAAUCGCGAUUCACAGUUGUUACUAUCAACGGUAACUUCGUUGAUUGCAAGUCCGAGAACGCUUCUGAAUGGGCGCUAUGAAACGCACCACUCAAGUGACUUAGUUCUCCCCAGCAGUGUGAGUAUGUCGUUCAUGAACAUGUCUCACGAGCUGAUGCAUGUCUUAACAAUAGAAAACGACAGUAUUUUACCCGAUGCGGUAGAAAACUUGACCGAGCUGUAUGGACCGAAACGCGACCCACUCUACGUGGUAAUCCCAAUCACGGUCUUCUAUCUGCUGAUCUUCCUCACUGGUGUCAUCGGCAACAUCAGCACGUGCAUCGUGAUCAGUCGCAAUCGGUCUAUGCACACCGCCACAAACUAUUAUUUAUUUAGCCUAGCUAUUUCCGAUUUUCUCUUGCUUGUGUCCGGCGUCCCGCAAGAGAUCUACUUUAUUUGGAGCAAGUACCCUUACGUGUUUGGUGAAACGUUUUGCGUGCUACGUGGCAUUGCUGCAGAGACGUCUGCCAAUGCGACCGUUCUUACGAUUACUGCUUUCACGGUAGAGCGGUACGUUGCCAUCUGCCAUCCGUUUCUCUCACAUACGAUGUCCAAGCUGAGUCGUGCAAUACGUUUUAUCUUUGUGAUUUGGCUGAUCGCGAUUCUGUCGGCAGUACCGCAGGCGCUGCAAUUCGGUGUCACCAACCAAGGUGGAAUCGAUCAAUGUGUGGUGAAGCGCAUCAUCAUUCAGCACUCCUUUGAGCUUUCUACUUUUUUGUUCUUUUUCGCACCAAUGACGCUCAUUACUGUACUGUAUGCGUUGAUCGGAUUGAAACUGCGCUCAUCCACGCUGAUGCAACGCGACGGUACAUUGCAACGACGUAACCAUUUUAUGCCAAGUUCUCGUCAGUCAUCCGCCAACAGCCAGGGCACACGUCGCGUUCUUAAAAUGCUUGUCGCUGUUGUAGUUGCAUUCUUCCUUUGCUGGGCUCCAUUCCACGCACAACGGCUCGUAUACAUCUACGGAGUAGAUAAGGACCAUCAGCCCUCGGACCCACUAAUUCUGAAAUUGUUCGUCGUCACAACUUAUAUAUCCGGCAUUCUCUAUUAUCUGUCGACGUGUAUAAAUCCCCUGUUGUACAACAUCAUGAGCAACAAAUUCCGACAAGCGUUCAAGGAGACGUUGUCCAACUGCUGUCAAAUUGCGCGUCAAUCAAAUAGUGCACAGCGAUCAUACCGAAUACUGCCCCGACGGGAACGACGUUCUGCUGCAAACAAGGAAUCUUCCGAUAUCUCAGGCAACUCCAUUAAGGACGAAAGCCUGUACUCAUGCUCUACUCAGAAACAAUCCUUCGAUUCCAUAACGCUAAUCCGAGGACAAUCACUUAAGCGUACAUCGUCGACAACGGUGAUUGGUGCACAAGAAAGUGUUCUUUCCAUGCCGAUCGCCUACACCGCCCUCUACCAUAACUGCCACCAGCCUCAUGCACACGUUUUGCAAAAUAACUACCACCACGGACAGGAACAUGUUUUCAUUUCGCCGUCAUAUUGGCAAAGACCAACAUAUAAUGUGCUACCUUCUAGUAAGCCUGGUCGUCCAGAGCUGGAUUUGUAUACGCAGGAGCGGGAACUUCAAUUGAACAUAAAUACAUCAUCGAUAGAUUCCAGAUCCACAGGCUGCCUCAAUGGAAGCGAAGAUUCCGAGCAACUUGCUGAUCGUAUACUUAAGCGUGUCAGUAUCCAGUUCAAUCCGAUAAGUACGGGAAAUCGUGCUGGACUUAAAACUGAAUUUUCAGAUAUGCACAUUAUGGCAAGAGGCAAGCGGCUAUCGGAGCGCAGUGACACUUUGUGGCUGCUCUGUAAGCAGCCACGGGGUCAGGAUGGUCGCAUCGAAAUAUUUGUGCGGAACCGUCAAAGAAAGCAACAGCGCAGCCGCUUACGGUUGUGGCGUUUCUUUCAACAUAUGCGUCCACUGCGCCAGACCCCCGGAACUAGUAUUGGAAGGCAAAAAUUUACGUCAUCUUCUGGCACAGUCGUUCGUUUUUACGAUGGUCCUUCGACAGAUGCACCAUCUUUGGCCGAAGAUCAAUUACUUGAUAAUGAAGUUGCAACCGUUGCGGUUGAUGGAAAGCAUAUUGUCGGUGCUGAGAAUAAAAUCUGUGAAAACCACUUUAUUCUAGACGACGUCCUCGAAGCCUACUAGUUUCGCGAAACCAUUAACCGUUAGACAUUUGAUGUAUUAUAGAGGCAUUAGCGAAAUUUGUUGGGUGCACUAGUAACAUAUAGGCUAAAUUUACAAGCAGUAAAGAACCGGUUCCGGUAUGCGCUGUUUUUGUCGAUUUACAUAAGAAGUAUCAGACAUAUUUUGCACUAGAUCAUAUUGGAAAAAGUGGUAGCGAGCAACAUAGCUUCGAUUGAUGUAUAAUAAUAUUCAUUCCACACUUCUCCAUACGAGAUACUUGAGAAAAUAUAUGCAUUAAAAAAAACGAA
Molecule: messenger RNA, 5825 nt
Organism: Anopheles funestus (African malaria mosquito)
Lineage: Eukaryota; Metazoa; Arthropoda; Insecta; Diptera; Culicidae
Gene: PK1-R
Product: pyrokinin-1 receptor
Exons: 5
Coding region: 3316-5538 (740 amino acids)
Biological process (GO): neuropeptide signaling pathway
Cellular component (GO): plasma membrane
Molecular function (GO): neuromedin U receptor activity
Source: RefSeq, a predicted model, not a curated record